AUGACUGACUUCGAGCAGACGACACCGGUGGCAACUGACACCCUGCUUCCUGGGGGUCGGGACGUUGACGCGGAAAGUGGUCAUGUGGAAUCAAGUAUGCACACAUCAGAUAAGUCCCGGAAUACAAGUCUGUGUACCAUAGUGAUCGGUGCAUAUGAGGAAUCAGAGGAUUUGAUGACCUUUAUUUCACAGGUGUUCUCCGCCAUAGACCAUACAGCUUUUGGAUAUACAGUGUCUGCAUGCAGUUUUAUAAUCGGUCUCCUGGCUAUUGUAUUAGGUAUUCUGCGUUACGGUGCUUGUCCCUGUGAACCAUGCGUCCCUAUGUUCUUGGCUGUUGGAGGAUGCGCACUCAUGUUGCGAGCAAUUUGUAAAAUAUUAAGUUGGUGUUGUAAUAGACGAAAGACAUGUGACGAGACAGAACCGGAUGUACUUCAAACUCUCCAUAGCAUACUAGGAAUUCUGGUUUUGUUUUGGACCAUACCAGGGAUUGUUUGGAUAUUUGGUAUAAUCCACAAGGUGGACACUGGUCACGCCGAAAGCGAUAAUUACUGUGACUAUGUAUUGUACUGGUUUACAGUGUCGUUCCUUGGUAUUAUCUUUUUUGUGUUGCUACUCCAGUCCUCGCUACUCAUCGCCAUGUGUAUCGUCCACAACUAUAUGUACACUCACGCAGACUACUCAAACUUUGACAACGACGACAACGAAACCGACGGAACAAUUGAAGACCACCAACUGUCUUCAGAGGGCACAGUAUGA
Messenger RNA from Ylistrum balloti, 756 nucleotides. Its product is annotated as transmembrane protein 272-like. NCBI's taxonomy places the organism in Eukaryota, Metazoa, Mollusca, Bivalvia, Pectinida, Pectinidae. The record is from RefSeq and is a predicted model, not a curated record. The coding region runs from base 1 to 756 and encodes 251 amino acids. The transcript has 5 exons.